UUCGGUUGCCGCCUUCCUCCUCCUCCUCUUCCUCCUCGUCGUCGCCAUGACGGACCGCUACACUAUCCACAGCCAGCUGGAGCACCUGCAGUCCAAGUACAUCGGGACGGGCCACGCGGACACCACCAAGUGGGAGUGGCUGGUGAACCAGCACCGGGACUCGUACUGCUCCUACAUGGGCCACUUCGACCUGCUCAACUACUUCGCCAUCGCCGAGAACGAGAGCAAGGCCCGCGUCCGCUUCAACCUCAUGGAGAAGAUGCUGCAGCCGUGCGGGCCUCCCGUCGACAAGCCCGACGAAGCCUGAGCCGCCUGCCCCCCCCCACCCCCGGAAGAGAAGGGGCGGGAAACGGCAGCCGGGGCGGGGGGGGGAGAUAAACUUUGGGAAGCGCCGCGACGGGACGCAGCUUCUUCCCUUGCCUGAGGCCGCCUUCUCUGGAACAAACCCUGCCCCUCCGUCCCCUCCGGCUGCUUGUUGCGCUCCCGGGACCAACUUUCUUUCGAUUCCCAGGCACCUUCGGAGAGCGGGGCUUGUGAACUUCCCUCAACUCUGCCCCGAACUGCGAGAAGCCCGCCCAGCGCGCGAGACUGAGGCAGAUGGUUCCCCUUGCACGGAGGCGGCGUGAAUUUCUUGGAAGAGGCCUGCAGGACUCCUGAAGGCGACGCGUCCCCGUCCCCCCGCGCCUCAGUCCUGAUUUUGUAACUUGUUUUUGGAGGAAUUUAGGAACUAUUUAAUAAAUUCCACACUCUGCCUUCUAA
This is a messenger RNA of Lacerta agilis (Sand lizard), 759 nucleotides long. RefSeq names its product splicing factor 3b subunit 5 (gene SF3B5). The record is from RefSeq and is a predicted model, not a curated record. Lineage: Eukaryota; Metazoa; Chordata; Lepidosauria; Squamata; Lacertidae. Gene Ontology annotation, biological process: mRNA splicing, via spliceosome. Gene Ontology annotation, cellular component: U2 snRNP; precatalytic spliceosome. The transcript has a single exon. Bases 47 to 307 code for a protein of 86 amino acids.